Phragmites australis (common reed) is the source of this 1302-nucleotide messenger RNA. RefSeq names its product protein DETOXIFICATION 46, chloroplastic-like. Gene Ontology annotation, molecular function: antiporter activity; xenobiotic transmembrane transporter activity. The record is from RefSeq and is a predicted model, not a curated record. Gene Ontology annotation, cellular component: membrane. Bases 1 to 1068 code for a protein of 355 amino acids. Gene Ontology annotation, biological process: transmembrane transport. NCBI's taxonomy places the organism in Eukaryota, Viridiplantae, Streptophyta, Magnoliopsida, Poales, Poaceae. The transcript has 9 exons.
AUGCGGGCACGAGGCGAUGCCCGGCCACCUUCGCCUCCUCUCCGCCGCCCACCUUCUCCCCGUACCCGCCGCCAACUCCUUCCGCCGCCUCCGCCUCCUCCUCCUGCACCCCGCGUCGGCCUGGCCGGGCCACCGCGCCCGCGCUUGUCCUGCGCCGGCGCGGCCGUCGCGCGAGCCGGCGGCGCCGCCGGGGACGGUGAGGAGGAGGAGGUGGCGGCGGGGAUAUGGGAGCAGGUGCGGGACAUCGUCGUGUUCGCGGGGCCCGCACUGGGGCUCUGGAUCUGCGGCCCGCUCGUGAGCCUCAUCGACACCAUGGUCAUCGACCAGACCUCCUCCUUCCAGCUCGCCGCAUUAGGGCCUGGGACUGUGUUCUGCGACUACCUAUGUUACAUAUUCAUGUUCCUCUCUGUUGCAACCUCCAACAUGGUGGCCACCUCGUUAGCUAAGAAGGAUGAAGAACUUGCACAACAUCAAGUGUCUAUGUUGCUGUUUGUUGCUCUUGCUUGUGGCAUAGGAAUGUUUUUGUUCACUAAGGUUUUUGGUACUCAAGUAUUGACUGCUUUUACUGGAUCAGGGAAUUAUGAAAUUAUCUCUUCGGCCAAUACAUAUGCACAGAUAAGAGGCUUCACAUGGCCUGCCGUUCUUGUUGGCUUAGUUGCUCAAAGUGCUAGUCUAGGCAUGAAGGAUUCUUGGGGUCCUCUGAAGGCGUUGGCAGCUGCUAGUAUUAUAAAUGGUGUUGGUGAUAUAUUUCUUUGCUCGGUAUGUGGCUAUGGAAUUGCUGGUGCUGCCUGGGCAACUAUGGUUUCACAGUUUCAAGCCUUACCAGAUUUGCUUAAGUGUCAAGCAACUCUAAGUAUCAUUAAAGAUGGAUCAACCUAUGUCCAAUGCUUAUUUCAACAUGGAUGUUCGAAUUCUCGCAUACACGGAACACAAGAUGUUGAAAAGUGCCAAGAAAAUGGUUUCAAAGCACUAUAUGGACCUGCAGUUCUGCGAUGGCCAAGCACUGAGGAGACACUUUUUGAUCAGCCUAUUGACAGCCUAUUGACGUACGACGGGAAUUCAUGUUGAUAUGUAAUACUUGUAGGUUUACGAGAAUAUAUUAGCUAUAUCGUAGGUAAGACGAUUUGAAAGAGAUAGUCGUGGAAAUAAAUAUAUUUCUAUGGACUUAUUUAUUUGUACUCAAAGUUCAUAGUUGUAUUUGUAAUUCAAGUUGCAAGCUCUAUUUAAAAGCGGUUUUAUUAUUUGUCGUGUGGUAAUCCCCUAUGCAAUGAGAUGAUAACUAAAAAGUCUAUCUUCCUUUUU